Molecule: messenger RNA, 1518 nt
Organism: Aspergillus ibericus CBS 121593
Lineage: Eukaryota; Fungi; Ascomycota; Eurotiomycetes; Eurotiales; Aspergillaceae
Product: putative GTP binding protein (Gtp1)
Exons: 10
Coding region: 260-1363 (367 amino acids)
Biological process (GO): cytoplasmic translation
Cellular component (GO): cytoplasm
Molecular function (GO): GTP binding; GTPase activity
Source: RefSeq, a predicted model, not a curated record
AGUCGAACUUGAUUCCGCCGGAGGUGGUGAUGUUACGUAAGCGGGAGGUUGCUUGGCGUGGCGGACGAUUUUGAGGUGAUUCCCCAGUCUCGACUCGCUCUUGAUCUUGCGCUGCGGUCACGUCGGUUUUCGGUGCGAUUUUCGCUUGUGUGAUAGAGACCCGUGUGCUUUGGCUUGCUGUGGAGUUUGGAUUCUGCUGUCUGGUUGUGUCGUGUGCUGUAUCUGAGAAAUCGAGUCCGCGGGGCUCUUAACCGUCAAGAUGGUGAACAUUACGGAAAAGAUCAAGGAGAUUGAGGAUGAGAUGCGCAGGACGCAGAAGAACAAGGCCACAGAGUACCAUCUUGGUCUACUGAAGGGAAAACUCGCCCGACUGCGCGCCCAGCUCCUGGAACCCACGGGUGGCUCCAGUGGCGGUGGUGUCGGUUUCGAUGUCAGCAAGAGUGGUGAUGCGCGUGUGGCUCUCGUCGGUUUUCCGUCCGUCGGUAAAUCCACCUUCCUGAGCAAGAUCACCAAGACGAAGAGUGAGACGGCUGCGUAUGCGUUCACCACCCUCACUGCCAUUCCGGGUGUCCUGGAGUAUGGAGGCGCGGAGAUCCAGAUUCUUGAUCUGCCGGGUAUCAUUGAGGGUGCCUCGGAGGGUAAGGGACGAGGAAGACAGGUUAUUUCUGCUGCCAAGACUAGUGAUCUCGUUCUCAUGGUCCUGGAUGCCACGAAACGAGCUGAGCAACGAGCGCUGCUGGAGGCGGAAUUAGAUGCCGUAGGCAUCAGGCUGAACAAGGAGCCUCCGAACAUCUACCUCAAGCAGAAGAAGGCGGGUGGUAUGAAGAUCACCUUCCAGACGCCGCCCAAGUUCCUCGACGAGAAGAUGAUCUACAACGUUCUCCGCGAUUACAAGAUGCUCAACUGCGAAGUCUUGGUCCGGGAUGAAUAUGCCACUAUCGACGACUUCAUCGACGUGAUCAUGAAAGACCACCGUAAAUACAUCAGAUGUCUCUAUGUCUACAACAAGAUCGACGGCGUCAGCCUGGAUUUCCUCGACCAACUAGCCCGCGAGCCCUACACUGCUGUCAUGAGUUGUGAACUGGACCUGGGCGUUGAAGACGUCGUGGAUCGCAUCUGGAAGGAACUCCGCUUGAUCCGCAUCUACACGAAACGGAAGGGAGAGGAACCUGACUUUUCCGAGGCUCUGAUCUGCCGCAGCAACUCGACCAUUGAGGAUGUGUGCGACAACAUUCACCGGACCUUGAAGGAGACGUUCAAGUAUGCGAUGGUCUGGGGCGCGAGUGCGCGACAUAUCCCCCAGCGGGUGGGAUUGGGGCAUGUGGUGUGCGAUGAGGAUGUGGUGUCGAUUGUUGCUAAAUGAGCGGAAGAUAGUUUAACAACACGGUCGAUAUUGCCUGUCAUGAUGUCUGUUCGGAGUAGAUACCAGGUUCGGGGACUUUCUCUGCCGAUCGCUUUUAUUCCGGGAUGAAUGGAAGAGCCCUUCUUCCCCCAGCCGGCGAACGGGUGGGUGGUGUG